UAUAUAAAAGCCUGGCAAGUUUUAACAAUAGUUCACUUGCGAUACAGUACGUGAAGCGACGAUGUCUCCUAAAUUUCUAAUCUGCAUCGCCCUCGUCGUCUUAGCGGCCCAGUGCAAUGCAGCUAAACAACAAUCGAUCAAAUUGAAGGCACAAUCCUUAUUGGAAAAAUUCAAGGCAUGGUUGAACAACAAGCUAGAACAAUUUAAACAGAAAGUGCUCAACGCAGAACAGAAGAUGAAGAAUUUCAAAGAUUCGUUGCUGAACAAAGGUCUAACGUAUAUACAUGAGCCUGUCGUCUCCGUUGAGAAAGAUUUAGCCACAUGGAAAUCCAUGUUCCCCGAAAAGUGCAUCACAACCGCACAAACCCAGCUCAAAGAAGUGAAGACUGCCAGCGCAAAGGAGUUCUUCAAGUGUGCUAACCUCACCAAUGCUUUCGAAGAUGCCGCCAAACUCGUCUCAAAUUCAGCUGAAAUGUUAACCAAACUCUCGACCUUGUUCAGCGACUUUUUCCAUGCCGUCUUCAAAUGCCAGCCAGUUUUCACGUACAAAGGUUUUCAGUGUGCCCGUAAAUACAUCCUUAAGGUCAUGAACGACGUCAAAGAAGAUGUUCCCGUCGUGAAACCGUACUUUGAAAAAAUGGAAAAACUUGGAUUAGACUUGAAAGAACAAAUACAAACUUGUCUUCAUCCGCCAAAAGCAAAACUGCAAAAAGAUCUCAACAACCUAAUCACCUCUCUUCACAGCUGUGUGGCAUAAAGUUAAAAAUUAUCGAUGAUAAAUACACAAGAAUGUUUCGAUAAUAUAUUUUUUUACCUGUACGUAAAUUAAUUAACACCGUUAUUAAAUGUUGCAAAUAGAUCAAAACAGCAGAAUUACAUCUCCCCCUUUUUGUCAGUCACAGAAAUUAUAUUUCGUAUUGUCAUUACAAAGAUACAAAAAUAAAGACAGUUAUAAUAAUAUA
Molecule: messenger RNA, 962 nt
Organism: Cimex lectularius (bed bug)
Lineage: Eukaryota; Metazoa; Arthropoda; Insecta; Hemiptera; Cimicidae
Exons: 2
Coding region: 62-757 (231 amino acids)
Source: RefSeq, a predicted model, not a curated record